Messenger RNA from Ruditapes philippinarum (Manila clam), 2431 nucleotides. RefSeq names its product P2X purinoceptor 7-like. Lineage: Eukaryota; Metazoa; Mollusca; Bivalvia; Venerida; Veneridae. The annotation marks the transcript as partial. The record is from RefSeq and is a predicted model, not a curated record. The transcript has 2 exons.
AAUGUGGUAAAAAAAAUGAAAGCAAAGAAAUUAAGAAACUGGUUAUUCAGCUCAUAAAAAGAGAACCAGGGUUGCUGUUUGACUUGCUGGAGGAUGAUGGGACACCACCACCGCAGCCACCUCAUCCUGCUGCAAGUAAUAUUCCAUCUUGGUGCAGAUGUUUGAACUGCAGAGAGAUGCCAACGGAGCUUGAGAGGAAGUGCUGUGGCUGUAAGCCAGAAAAUUGUGUCAGCCAGAGAGAUCAAAUGGAUAGAAUUUGCCUGGACCCAGAAGUUCUUGCCAUAGGCCAAGCAUAUUAUAGAGAUAUGCUUGGUCGACAUAGACAACACAUGGAAGAUUAUAACAAGACCAUGCGACAUUCGGGCUAUAGAAACUUUACUCUCUGGCGACAUGGCAGGCUAGGAGCAGGAGUGAGGAGGGUGAUCCCCAGUUGCUGUGUUAGAAGAAUAAGGGACACAUUCCCCUCAGCUUCAGGAACUUACACUGGUUUGUUCCAGGAAGAUAUGUUUGACUCUAAUACAACUGCAAAAAUACAACUCGAAAAUGAGAAUGGUGACCCCAACUUUUUUUUUCGCUUAAAAUGUUUCUGUUAUCAUAUUCUAACAACAUGCAAACAGCAGAAAAGUUUUGUCCAACUUGUUCUAUUUGAUACACUACAAAGACAGUUUCACAAAAAUUUCACACCUAAAUAUGAUUAAAUGUGAUAAAAAAAAAAUCAUUCAAUGUGAUAAUGGGUCUGAGUUUAAAGGGAAAGUAGACAAACUAUGGGAAUGAAACACAAUCAAAAUCAUUUGUUCUUCUCCAUACCAUCCACAGUCGCAAGGUCCAAAUGUGAAAGAACAAAUAGGACAUUAAAAAACAAGAUUCGUUUUGCAUCAGAAAAGCGUAGAGCGGAUUCAAUUGGGUUAAAUUUUGUUUUGUUUGUUUGUUUCAUUUUACGCCUUUUUCAACAGUAUUUCAGUCAUAUAGGCGGGUAGUUUCCUAACCAUCGUUCCUGGAGAGUUACACCAGUACUAAACUACCUUCCUCUGCGCUAAACUACCAAAGCAUCUCCCAGGGAUCGAACCCACGCCAGAGAGGUAUCUGGAUUAGAAGUCAUCGACUCUAACCCCUCGACCACGGAGGCGGUUAAUUGGGUUAAAGGUCUCACAAGGAUUGUGUAUAACAAAAAUAAGACACUUAAAUAAAUAUAAGGGAGCUUGACUCAAUUCGACGUAUAUUAUUCACAUAGCCACGCAUCUUUGAAAAGAACAAAUAAACAGCUCAAGAAAUUAAAACUAAAGUGGCUCAGAAAAAACCUCAAGUAAGCAAGCAAGUGGCAGAUCUAAAAACACAUGACUCAUAUGUUGCUAGUGAAGAAAGUUAAAGCUGAGACUGCAAAAGCUAGAUUGAUGUUUGUGCAGGAAGAAGAAAACUUAAGAAAGGAACAAUAUGAAACCGUGCCGCAGGCUGGCUACACAUAUAUGAUAACAACUUUUAAGUUUAUUAACUAUAAUGAAGGUAAGGAACUUAAGGGCAUAGCUUUUUCAUUUAUAAGCGGAUGCAGACGCCUUUUACAGGAAUCUUAAGUCUGAAGUGAGGGCUGAUAACAAAAGCUUUUGCAAUGCACCUUAAACCAGGUUCAGGGGAAUGAUGGUGCCACCAAAAUCUGGGACAUCACACAAUGUCCAGAGUAGCCAUCUUCUAGAUAUAUUACACAAGUGUUGAAUGCAGAACAGAACAUGAACUACCCAGAGGAAAAGUUAACCUCAACAACACUAAAAGACCUUCGUAAUGACAUAAGAAACAUUGCUUCAAGGUCUCAAUGACCUAGAAAAUAUAUAUAAGGCAGCACAGCUAGCAGAGAGAACACUUACUGCACCCAUAGCCCAUGUUGCUGCAGCUUUCUCAGAUAUUGUAAGCGAAAUGCCACAAAUAGCUGGCCUAUCAGGAAAGAAAGCAGCACUGCCAUGGACACAUGAUAAACUCACCCUACUUGGUCAACAGCCACAGCAAAGAUAUUAAGCAGCAAUAGUGACCACACUUCCAGCAACCACUAGUACCAAGUCUUUCACCUUAUUAUAAAAAUAAGUGAGUGUGACAUUCAAGUCAUUAGGAUGCGAAAGCUGUGAGAAAGGUAGGACACAUUUCUUUAAAUAAUUGCAAAGCAAAAGAUAUUUCAUAAUAUUAUGGCUAAAAGCGUCAAAUUAUUCUCGCUGGCUGCACUGUUCAAUAAGACAAAGAAGAAAACACAUAUUAUUUCAGUAAUUUACAUCAUUCUUUGAUUUAUAUCUUUUUAGAAAAUAUGUUUAAGGUUGAAAAGUCACCACAAAAAAUAUUUUAAUAGGUAAAAAAGUAAAACAUAAAACAGCAUGGACAAUCUGAUAUUGUAUUGUUGUUGCCAAAUUUUCAUUUAUAAAGUUUGUGCUAUGUUGCUAUUAGGGAACUCUAC